AUGCCUCGUAUUGAAAACGAGACAAGCGGUGCUAAACCUUUUUGUAAACAAAAUGUCGGAGGGGAAAUGCGAAGAAACUUUGAUGUUUGCCAUUUAUCAUAUUUGUUUGAAGUGUCUGGAUAUACUGUAACAAAUACUUUUCAAACGUGGGUAAAUUAUAUAUAUUGUGUAGAGUUUAAAAUUGCAGUGCCUUCAUCUUUAUAUUUACACAAAAUGAUGUACUCAGAAUACAAAAGUCACACCACCGUUAAAGUACUUGUUGGCAUUGCUCCUGGUGGAAGUUUCACAUUUAUAUCGAGUGCCUACCCCGAACUUUGGCAGGCAGGAGAUGCUAUUAUGGCUGAUCGAGGUUUUUUGAUAGAGGACUAUGUAACACCUCUUAGUGUGGAAUUAAUUAUGCCAUCAUUUUUGAAAGGACGCGAGCAAUUUUCAGAGUCUGAAGUAGUCAAAAGUCAACAAAUAGCAUCAGAAAGAAUUCAUGUGGAAAAAAUGAUUCAACGACUCAAAUGUUUUCGAAUAUUCGAUCGAGUUAUUCCAGUAAACAUGUUGAACUCCCUGAAUCAAAUUAUUUCGGUAUGUGGUAUUCUCACAAAUUUUCAAGACCCUAUUUUAAAGUAA
Hydractinia symbiolongicarpus is the source of this 618-nucleotide messenger RNA. RefSeq lists its product as uncharacterized. The coding region runs from base 1 to 618 and encodes 205 amino acids. The transcript has 4 exons. NCBI's taxonomy places the organism in Eukaryota, Metazoa, Cnidaria, Hydrozoa, Anthoathecata, Hydractiniidae. The record is from RefSeq and is a predicted model, not a curated record.